AAUAAAUAAAUUAAAAAAUAAAAGAAAUUAAUAAUUAACAUUUACAAUUAGGUAAAAUAAAAAAUGAGAAAUUCAACCAUUUUUACCAUUAUUGCUUUGUUUUGCUCUUUGAGUUUAUUCUGUGCUAAGGAACAAGCUAUGCCCUUUGCAUUCCAUUCUAAGAAUAUGCCUUUCAGUUUUGAGGAUUUGUACUCAACUAAGGAAUAAAUUCUUGAUAAGUUUUCAGCUAGCAUCGCUACUUAGAAAUUAGAAAGUGGUGUCAAAGCUAUUGUUAUUAAUAUCUAAACUCCUUCAUCUUUAGCUGGAACAAUUGAUAAAAUUAAAGAAUAUGCUAAAUAUUUACCUUAAUUUACUAAUUUAAUUUAGAACUACUUCAGAAAUUAGAUUGUUUAUGAUUCAAUCAGUUUCGUCUAAGAGAUAUAGAAUAGCUUAGAAAAGUUGAACAUUCAAGUCACAAUUAAUUCUGAAGUUAAGCCCAAUCAAGUUGCUAUUGAACAAAUUGACGUUAAAUUAGAAGAUCUUGCCUAAUUGGAACAAAUAGUUAAGAAAUCCAUAGAUUAAGAGGAUGCUUCUGUUUUCAUUAUUUUCACUCAAAACUCUAGCAGCAAAGUCACAAGAGUCUUAUAGCAAGCUGAUGAUAAUAAUGGUCCAUCCAUGGUUUAAAUUCCUAACUAAACAUUAUUUGGCUUAAUCUUAGUUUUCAUUUUAUUCAUUCCCGUUCUUUGGAUCGGUAUUUCUUGUUUAUAUGGCAUCGAAUCUCCUGAAAAGUUUGCUACUCAAAACCUUGUUGUUGGUAGAGAAUAUUGA
Molecule: messenger RNA, 807 nt
Organism: Tetrahymena thermophila SB210
Lineage: Eukaryota; Ciliophora; Oligohymenophorea; Hymenostomatida; Tetrahymenidae
Product: transmembrane protein, putative
Exons: 5
Source: RefSeq, a predicted model, not a curated record